AUUUCCCUGCUGGCGGCGGGAGCGGUCAACUAUUCCAAUCGCGGCUGCGGGAAAGCUGCAUGGGGACGUCCAUGAAUAACGUCACCAAAAACCUGCGUAGUUUUAGUCUAACAUCACCAAUCUCACUCGUAUUACCUUUCUCCAGUAGUGUAGAGAUUCCUCGUAUAUUCUCAAAAAAUCCCCACUUUCCCACCCACGUAAUAUAUGAACGUCCCCUAUAAAAAUGUCCAUGACCCUCCUCACCCCUGAGAUUCCCAGCGGAGACCUCCUUAAUACUUAUCGAUUUCUCUCUCUCUCUUAGUCCAGCAGCUCCACGUGACUUUCCUUCCCCACUAAAAAAAUGGUCCUUCUCCCGUGUAAAAAAUACAUUUCAAAAACCUCUUCGCUCACGAAAUUAGCGGAUUUCGAGAUUAUUCAAGAAUUCAUCGACGAUGAGUUGGACAGUGGAGAAAUAUUAAUUCGUGGACUUUAUCUGUCUCCUGAACCGUCCCUCCGUGGGGGUGGUUUGGAAGGGAAACAACUCAGUUGCCAUGGUGAUUUAAUUCCGGGGAGUCAAGUGGGAAAGGUGAUAAAAUCUCGACACUCCUCGUUCCCCUUGGACUGCUUGGUUUUUGGGCAUUUCGGAUGGCGUGAUUUGACAAAAGUUAAAAUUUCAGAAGAAAAUUGUUUCCAUGACGUUUAUAAAUUACCAAAAUAUUUCGAUAAGAUUCCAAUCAGUUAUGCGCUGGGGGCCUUGGGGGGACCCGGCAUCACAGCCCACUGCGCCGUUGAGAAAAUCCUGGAGAUAAAAUCCGGAGGCACAUUUGUGGUUUCCACGGCAACGGGUGCCAUUGGAUAUUUGGUCCUACAAAUUGGAAAAUUAAAAGGCUGCAAAACCCUCGUGUUCACCUCGACGGAUGAAAAAGUGAUUUGGCUGAAAACCUUGGGUGCCGGAUAUAUUUUUAACUACAAUAAAAUCGAUCCGAACCAGGUUUUUCAGGAAUUCGCACCGGAAGGGAUCGAUUUUUACUUUGAUAAUAUCGGCGGCUCAUUCACCUACAACGUCAUGAAGCACAUGAAUUUGAACGGAAGAAUUGCCGUGUGCGACGCCAUCAGUUGCUAUGACGCGGUUACCACGGUUCCCUUUGAUUAUUUGCAAAUUGUGGACAAGCGGAUUCGUUUGGAGGGAUUUUCAAUCUACGCAUAUGACGAAAAGACAUGGAAUGAAGCGAUGAACACCAUGGCGAUUUGGGUGAUGGAGGGAAAGAUUUUAGUGGAGGAGCGAGUUUUAGAGGGAUUUGAAACUUUGGGUCAAGCUUUUAUCGAUCGUUUCGAGGGGAACGUGGUGGGUAUUCAGGUCGUGAGGAUUUAGUUGUCAUGGAAACCGGGGGGAUUUUUUUUAAAAGAGUUUUAUUUUUAUGCGAAUGUUAUGGGUAACCAUAUGGAAAAUUUGUAAUAAAUUUUGUUGCCAUGGAAAUUUCAAAUUUUGCGUAUAAAAAAUAAAAAAUUGGUUGUCAUGGAAACGGAUUUUUUUUAAGGAAUGGAAAAUUAUCCAAAUGUUUCACCACAAAAUCCAAAAAUAGAAAUAGACCCAAAUUCUUAAAAGUCAUUAAAAAAGGUAAAUUUACAUAUGCUUUAUUUUACCCUAAAAAUAUCACCAAGGAAACGAUUUCCAUAGAAACAAAGUCAUUCACUCUGAUUACUACUAUAGGGUUGCUAUGCAACAUUUUCCAGGAAUUUAUAUUAUCUCCAUGGAAAUGACAUCAUGGAAAUAACAUAAACUCUAUUCGUUUACAACAAAUUGUCAUGGAAAUAAAAAAAAUGUUACUAAACUCAA
This is a messenger RNA of Folsomia candida, 1816 nucleotides long. RefSeq names its product prostaglandin reductase 1. The record is from RefSeq and is a predicted model, not a curated record. Bases 341 to 1351 code for a protein of 336 amino acids. Gene Ontology annotation, molecular function: 15-oxoprostaglandin 13-reductase [NAD(P)+] activity. NCBI's taxonomy places the organism in Eukaryota, Metazoa, Arthropoda, Collembola, Entomobryomorpha, Isotomidae. Gene Ontology annotation, biological process: prostaglandin metabolic process. The transcript is spliced from 10 exons.